AUGCCCGACAUCGAUAGAGUGUUCGCCGAAAUGAAGGGACAAUCUGGGGAGGACUAUACGGGCUCUAUGCGACAGUUCCGGAGCCUGGUGAACUCGUCUCCAGAGACGCUGUACAAUGAUUUUUCCUCCGCAGGAAGUGCAGCACACAGUGUAUCGGAUUUUCAACCAUCUCGAAGAAACCACGGUCUUGUUAGAACGAGGUCAGACCCAUUUAAACCGAAUACUACUACCAUAGCUCCCCGAACUCAACCUGAGACCCCCUAUUCUCAGCACAUGGGGAUUCGAUGGGCUCCGUUGAAUAUAAGUCUUAAACGACGGCUCCAGACGCUUGUUGUUCUUCUUCAUACCAUCUCCAUUGCCUUUUGCCUGAUGUCGUUUUUCUUCUGCUGCGCCAUCCCGCUCUUCUGGCCUAUCCUAUUCCCGUACGUGAUAUACAUAUCGUUGUUCUCCAAGGCCGCGACGGAUGGAAACCUUUCCAGAAGAAACAACUUCAUUCGAUCUCUUUCCAUCUGGAAACUGUUCGGAUCGUAUUUUCCAGCUCGCCUUCAUCGAACAGUGCCUCUGCCACCAACCCGAAAAUACAUCUUCGGUUACCACCCGCAUGGAAUCAUCUCCCACGGGGCGUUCGUAGCCUUCGCUACCGAAGGUCUGGGCUUUUCGAGGCUCUUUCCCGGAAUCACAAACACAUUGCUUACUCUGGAUUCCAAUUUCCGCCUUCCAUUCUACCGUGACUGGGCGUUGGCAAUGGGCUUAGGCAGUGUGUCUCGGGAAUCUUGUGAGAACAUCCUUUCAAAGGGCGGAAUGAACAGAGAAGGCAUGGGCCGUGCAAUCACCAUCGUAAUAGGCGGCGCGCGAGAGUCUCUAGAUGCCCAACCACAUACCCUUCGACUGAUCCUUCGUCGACGAAAAGGAUUCGUGAAACUUGCUAUCCGUACAGGUGCAGACCUCGUUCCUGUCCUUGCAUUUGGUGAGAAUGAGCUGUACGAGCAGGUAAACUCUGAUCAGCACCCGCUCAUCCAUAGAUUCCAGAUGCUCGUGAAGAGUUCUAUGGGAUUCACUAUCCCACUUUUCCAUGCGAGAGGGGUCUUCAAUUAUGAUGUUGGCUUAAUGCCAUAUCGAAGACCGUUGAACAUCGUUGUCGGUAGACCCAUUCCAGUUAUCCAGCAGAGUGACAGGAGCAAGAUGGAUGAUGCAUACAUUGAUGAGCUGCAUGAGAAAUAUAUUCAAGAACUGGAGAAGAUGUGGGAGGAGUGGAAGGACACUUUUGCUCCAAACCGUAUCUCAGAGCUUGAGAUCGCUUCCUAA
Messenger RNA from Microsporum canis CBS 113480, 1305 nucleotides. RefSeq names its product diacylglycerol o-acyltransferase. Gene Ontology annotation, cellular component: endoplasmic reticulum membrane. Bases 1 to 1305 code for a protein of 434 amino acids. Gene Ontology annotation, molecular function: diacylglycerol O-acyltransferase activity. The transcript has 2 exons. The record is from RefSeq and is a predicted model, not a curated record. NCBI's taxonomy places the organism in Eukaryota, Fungi, Ascomycota, Eurotiomycetes, Onygenales, Arthrodermataceae. Gene Ontology annotation, biological process: triglyceride biosynthetic process.